UGCUGUUUGGAUAAUAUGCACUGGGAGCGUUGGAGGCUCCGCGGCCCCGCUCACAUCUGGCUGGGGUUUGCUCUUUACGAGUCUGUCUUGCUCUCUUCAGCUCUUCCUUUACUUUCGAGAAACCGCGCUUCCGCUUCUGGCCAGAGAGAGCUUGGAACAGAGGAGGUCAAGGCUGUUCUGCCCCCCUCCGACCUGGCUGGGAGGAGGCUACGACGCUGCUGGGAGAUGCUCUAAGCCCGAGAGGCCGCCCCAGGACGCUGGCCGGAGCAGGGCGCGCGGGAACAUGGGCUCCCGGGGACUGAGACUCGGGCUGGCGAGCUGCCUGCUGCUGGCCUUCGCCUGUGGCCCGGUGCUGGGCCGUGCGCCGCGCGGCCCACAGGAGCUGCAGGAACAGGAGGGGACCGAGGAGCCGCCGCUGGACCACGCGGAGAGGGAUGAAAAGAACCAUGAAAAAUACAGCCCCAGGCAGGGGGAGGACGAGCCCGCUUCCCGAUGCUUCCGCUGCUGUGACCCCGGCACGCCCGUGUACCAGGCCAUCCCGGUGCCGCAGAUCAACAUCACCAUCCUGAAAGGUGAGAAGGGUGACCGAGGAGACCGAGGCUUGCAGGGGAAAUACGGCAAAACAGGCUCCGCGGGCGCCAGGGGCCACACGGGCCCCAAAGGGCAGAAAGGGUCCAUGGGGGCUCCCGGGGACCGCUGCAAGAACCAUUACGCCGCCUUCUCGGUGGGCCGGAAGAAGCCCCUCCACAGCAACGACUACUACCAGACGGUGAUCUUCGACACGGAGUUCGUGAAUCUCUACGGCCACUUCAACAUGUUCACCGGCAAGUUCUACUGCUACGUGCCGGGCAUCUACUUCUUCAGCCUCAACGUGCACACCUGGAACCAGAAGGAGACGUACCUGCACAUCAUGAAGAACGGGGAGGAGGUGGUGAUCCUGUUUGCCCAGGUGAGCGACCGCAGCAUCAUGCAGAGUCAGAGCCUGAUGCUGGAGCUGCGGGACCAGGACGAGGUGUGGGUGCGUCUCUUCAAGGGCGAGCGGGAGAACGCCAUCUUCAGCGACGAGUUUGACACGUACAUCACCUUCAGCGGCUACCUGGUCAAGCACGCCCUGGAGCCCUAGCCCCGCCGGCCCCGCGUCCCCCCCACCCCCGCCUGGGGAGGGGUGGGGGGCACGGGUCUCGCUGCAGCCCCUCCCCCAGGCCUGGCUUCCCCGCCUCACUGCCCAGCUUCGGCCCUCCACACCACGCCCCCCUCGCUGAAGGGGAAGCGGAAUCGGCUGGUGGGCACCUGCGAGGGGGAGGGGGCGGCUCCCCUCCAGGCACGUAUCCCCAGGCGACCCAGCAGGCGCGCGGCCACGGGGCAGGGUGUCCCAGAGUCAUCCCGCUCCCUCCCGUGGCUGGAAGUAAUUAAGGAAAUUAUAAAGUUUGUAAAAGAAGCAACAUCGGGCCCGUGUGGGAAGAGGGAGGCGUUGUGAUUCUUGCCUUCCCACCGGCCGCACCGGUUCCCCGGGGAGGCAGUUCCAGCUUGAGCUUGCGUGAGCCUCCUGCUAAAGGAGACCCGACGGGGACGCUGCGGGCCACGGGGGAGGGGGGCGGAGGGCGUGGGGCCCUCCUCGGCCAUGGCCAUUCGUGAGUCUUCUUUGGCAACCGCUGGACUGACCUCCACGUCCUGGGGUCGGCACGGCCUUGCCCCGAGGGUUCGGCUGGUCUGUCUGAGCCACAACAGCGAGGGGGGGGGGGGGUGUGUGGCUGGGGUGGGGGUAGCGAAUGUCAGCUCUCAGCAGGGCAGCCAAGCCCCGGGCCUCGGCCUCUGGGCUGAGACGAACAGCCUGCUUGUUGGAACCCGCAGACUCCUGACAACAGCCGGGGACCUCGGGAGUCCCUGGGUCUGCUCAGCACAACCAGGGCAGAGCCAUCCAUCUGGUGUGGUUCUGCCCCCACGGCCCCAGGCUGCCCCGGAGCCCUGGGCAGGGCCUUCACGCCCGCCACCCUGGCGCUGGCUUUCCGCUCCUCCUCUCAGACGGGUCGGCCAUGGAAGGCACUGGAGCCAUACUUUUGUAACAGCUGUCGUGGUUAUAUAAUAUUUGCUAUACAAGCUCCCUGCACACCAUCUCCAGUCCUGUUUCCCUGAGGGCUCAGCGCUCUCUCCCAGGCCUCUUUGACCAGUAGCCUAGGACACCGCGGGAGGGCCUUCCUCUGGGCCCCGGAGCAGGGAAGAGCCGGAAAGAGCCGGAAGGGGCUGGAAGGCUCUGCCUGCCUCGGGGCCCCCGCGGGGCACCGUCCCUCUGACCAGGAGAGAAGCACGUCUGAAGCACUGGAGUCAGAACCCUCUCUGGGAGGUGGGGUGUAGAAACACCCGAAGCGGCUGCUGCCUAGAUUUGGUGCUCUGGCCCGUGGCUGACUUUGGCCCGGUGGCCCUUCCCUGCCUCUCUCCGUUAACGCCCAGGGCCAAGGUCCCUCUCCUACCUGCUCGGGCCCCUAAGCCCCUACCGGGAACCUUCCUUCCCUCGGGGAAGGGUCGGUUCUUCCCUGGUGACCCUUGGCCUUGACCCAUCCCUCCGCCCUCCCGGGGGCCGGGCCACCGGGUCUGGGCCCCGUGCCUCCUUCCCUCUGAAGGACUUCUGCUGGUCAGACUUUCAAAACGGUGUUUUUAUGGGCGUGCUGGUGAGUGGAGCGUCCACCUGCUGCUUUGUGCUGUCCCGGUGCUCUUUCGGAAAACAUUAAACUUGGAACCAUGCGUUUGAGCAUCA
Herpailurus yagouaroundi (jaguarundi) is the source of this 2752-nucleotide messenger RNA. It is a transcript of the gene C1QTNF1, whose product is annotated as C1q and TNF related 1. The transcript has 5 exons. The record is from RefSeq and is a predicted model, not a curated record. Gene Ontology annotation, molecular function: protein binding. NCBI's taxonomy places the organism in Eukaryota, Metazoa, Chordata, Mammalia, Carnivora, Felidae. The coding region runs from base 284 to 1123 and encodes 279 amino acids.